Messenger RNA from Carassius auratus (goldfish), 1004 nucleotides. It is a transcript of the gene sostdc1b, whose product is annotated as sclerostin domain containing 1b. Gene Ontology annotation, biological process: negative regulation of Wnt signaling pathway; negative regulation of BMP signaling pathway. The record is from RefSeq and is a predicted model, not a curated record. The transcript has 2 exons. Lineage: Eukaryota; Metazoa; Chordata; Actinopteri; Cypriniformes; Cyprinidae. Bases 185 to 793 code for a protein of 202 amino acids. Gene Ontology annotation, molecular function: BMP binding.
AAAAUACUGUAGCUGUAGGUGGGCGUGUACUACAUCGCGUGGACACGCCCAUUUCCAGGACACUUCAUUAUUCCACUCACUGCUGCUGUUCUGGAAUGGGCGGGUAUAUAAACAUAGAUGAGAAACAGGUAGGUAUAAUAAUUCUCCGAGUUUUCAAAGAGACACAGAACCGAACUCUUUUGCAAUGCCCCUCAGCACAUGCGAAUACCAGCUGCUGUUUCUGCUCUGCUUUCUGAUAAAAAGCUGUCAUGCUUUCAAAAAUGUUGCCACUGAAGAGUUCAAUGGGCACAUGGUCGCAUCAUCUCACCAGCCUCCAAAUAAUGCCUCCUUAAAUCGAGUGCGCAACGGAGGAAGACGAACGGAGAGCCGAGACCAAACCGAACAGCACCAGGUUGGUUGCAGGGAGCUGAGAUCAACUAAAUAUAUAUCUGACGGCCAGUGCACCAGCCUGAAUCCCGUCAAGGAGUUAGUGUGUGCUGGAGAAUGUCUACCCACCCACCUGUUGCCCAACUGGAUCGGUGGAGGUCACUACUGGAGCAGACGGGACGCCCAAGAGUGGCGCUGCGUCACCGAGCGCACACGCAUCCAGCGCAUUAAACUCCAGUGCCAGGACGGCAGCACGCGCACCUACAAGAUCACCGCCGUCACAUCCUGCACCUGCAAGAGAUACACGCGCCAAAACAACGAGUCCUCUCAUGCCCCUCAGAGUCCCUCACGGGAUCAUCCACUGCAGAGCCCCAAGAAGAAAAAAAGCAAAAAUAAAAACUCAAAGCCUAAUUCUAAAAAUGAAUAAAUACAUGAGCCUCUGGUUUGUUGAGGAUGAGCCAUUCUGCUGCAGAUUUGACCAACUCAGAUUUGACCUGCCCAUGGAAGGAAAGUGACUUUGAAAUGCAAUGACUCUUGACUUGGACUGCAUCAAGAUGACAGCUGUUUUUCUUCAUAUUUUCAGAUCUGGAUUCUUUUUAGGACUGUGUAUAUGUGAGAGUAUUUGCACUUUCUGAGUG